This is a messenger RNA of Staurois parvus, 330 nucleotides long. Lineage: Eukaryota; Metazoa; Chordata; Amphibia; Anura; Ranidae. The record is from the annotation of a GenBank genome assembly.
CUAUCUCACCGCACCUUCAGUGUCACACAACUCUACCUUUCCAUCCACCUUACCAACCGUUCAGUGUCCUCCACCCAUCUCUGCCAAUCCCUCCACUUGCCACCAUUCAGUGUCCUCCACCCCUCUCUGCCAAUCCCUUCACUGACCUCCACUCAUUGUCCACCACCCCUCUCUGCCAAUCCCUCCACUUGCCACCAUUCAGUGUCCUCCACCCCUCUCUGCCAAUCCCUCCACUGGCCUGCAUUUAGUGUCCUUCAUCCCUCUCUGCCAAUCCCUCCAAUGGCCUCCAUUCAAUGUCUGCCACCUCUCUCGGCCAAUCCCUCCAGUGGC